CAUUGAAAUCUAUCGUGGGAGAGUGUUGGUCGACGAGUCGAGAGUUGGGGAGAGACUGCGAGCUGAAGGGGACGACGCAGAGGCGACAAGAUGAUUAUUCCUGUUCGGUGCUUCACCUGCGGAAAGGUGAUCGGUAACAAAUGGGAUACAUAUCUGGACCUCCUUCAAGCCGAUUACACGGAAGGAGAUGCUCUUGAUGCACUGGGAUUGGUCCGAUAUUGCUGCAGACGGAUGCUCAUGACUCAUGUUGACCUAAUUGAGAAGCUCUUAAACUACAACGCUUUGGAUAAAACUGAGUCCGGUUGACAGGAUGGGCGACUGCUUAUCUUGAAUCACAACUCUCGUAAGAAGAACAUUACAUAGAUAUAGCUUGCAUAAUGGAUUCUCUUGUAAUGAUAUACACCUAUGUUCUGUUAAUUGAACAUGCUAUCAUAGUGAGAUUGUGUUGACUUUUUUGUUCAACAUUUCAGAUUGUUUUGAUUCUAGUUUU
Telopea speciosissima is the source of this 490-nucleotide messenger RNA. RefSeq names its product DNA-directed RNA polymerase subunit 10-like protein. Gene Ontology annotation, molecular function: DNA-directed RNA polymerase activity; DNA binding; zinc ion binding. The record is from RefSeq and is a predicted model, not a curated record. Lineage: Eukaryota; Viridiplantae; Streptophyta; Magnoliopsida; Proteales; Proteaceae. Gene Ontology annotation, cellular component: RNA polymerase I complex; RNA polymerase II, core complex; RNA polymerase III complex. The coding region runs from base 91 to 306 and encodes 71 amino acids. Gene Ontology annotation, biological process: tRNA transcription by RNA polymerase III; transcription by RNA polymerase I; transcription by RNA polymerase II. The transcript is spliced from 4 exons.